AUGGCGACCCUCUGCUUCUCAAGCUCGGGCCAGCAGAUGCAACUCGAUACCUCCCAUCUCACAACGAUCGAUGACUUCAAAGCUGCUGUGUCGAAGAAAAGCUCUAUUCCUCCGCAGUACCUUAUUGCACUUACACCUCAAGGGAAACCCUUGAAACAACAGGACCUUCCGUCUGAGAGGGAGAUCUAUAUUUACGACAUCCGAGUAUCCCAACCCGCCUCCCCUGGCAGUUCAUCCUCGGUCAACGUCCAAAUCGGAAUUCCGAAACCAUACAGCUUACCGGAGCCUCCAAACCGGAUCAACGACACCAAAUCACAGCAAUCAUGGCAAGAGCUAUUCAGGUCGCGCAGAGCCUGGGCUGGGAGGGCGGUAGACGACUGUGCCUCGAUGGCGCAAGCCACAAGAGACCGAUACGGCGAGAUGGAUGUCAUAAUGCGCUGCCUCGAUGCUGCCAUCGCAAACCUCGAGUCUGUGGUCAAGACGGUAGACCCAAAAUACCAAGAGCUCAGGAAAUGGGCGGAUCCUGCCAAAUCGGAGUACAACGCACUUGUCAAGAACUGGCAGUCAUACCUGAGUCUUGCCCGGAGUAUACGUAUUUCUCCGGGGAUGGCUUCAUUCAUGACAGGUCGGAACUUUAGCUCCAAGAAUGGCGCAGUUCGGCAGCCUACCUUGGAGGACCUCCUGGACUUGGACACUACGAGGAUGACGGGACAACGGGCGCCCCAGGCACUGCGGAAGUUCAACCAACGCGUGAGCGACCUGGAGAAGAUGGCGACACGCAUGCUCAAGAACUGCCAGGAUGUCACCCAGGAUUUCGAGCGGCUCAUAGAACGCUCUGCCAUGUCCCACGAUGGCGAGGCUGCUCAGCUAUUGGAGGACAUUGAAGCUGUAGCCAAGAAGGUCGAUGCGGACUAUGAAACGACCAUGGGGCUCACAAACACCUCACGGGACCUUUUGCAGGCCUCAAAACUUGCCGCAACCCACACAGAGCGGCUAUUACCCAGCAUCCGGGCUAGAGCUCUCGAGAUGGACGAAAUGCUUCGGUAUGCAACCCAGGCGCGGAAUACCCUCGCCUUGGAGUCCGUGGACUUCAUGCGUAGCAUUACGGACAUUACGUCCCUCACAACCACCGUCAAGUCCCACAUCAAUGUUCUUGGUUCGGAGGAAGAGCUCGCUACGUUUGACUACUUGAGACUGAUCCAGCAAGUCCCGUUCAUGUACGCAUCCUUCACGGCGGAAGCGCUGAAGCGAGGCGAAUGGUACGAGAAGGUCAAGGUGGAUGCGUCUACCCUGGCCAACGAAAUGUCUCUAUUCCAGGACGAGGAGAUCAAACGGAGGAAAAAGUGGCUCAAAACUGUCGAGAAUCUCUACGGUCCACAGACGACAUCCGGUGAAGGCAACGUUGCUGGACUGGAGGUCAACCUAUUGGGACAGGAGGAAGAGUGGCCGACCAUGACCAAGAAGGAAUUGUCGGACUUCUAUGAAUCUCUCCAGAAACAGAAGGCCGAGCAGGAUCUGCUCAAUGACAUUGGCAAACUGAUUUUGGACUUGAACAAUCCGACAAAGCAACAAUCAAAACGGCUGAAAGCCUUCAAGAAUGGAAGCAUCCAUGAAGCGUCCUUGGGCAGGAGUGGCUUGUUGAUCCGGGGCGACGAAGACGUUCUUCGAUCGCUGCAGGAAGAAAAGCAGCGGGUCGACAACAAACUCAAGACAGCAGAAAGCCGUGUGCGACGUUUGGAAGACCUGUUACAUAGACAGAGCCAGGCUUCCAGGCCAACAUUCGGGAACACGUUUCAAUUUCCAAGCCAACAGCUCCCGGAGCGGAAUGGCUCGACCACGUCUGUGCAGAGAGCAGUCGAGGACCGAAGGCGUUCAUCAUCCGACUUUCCAGAGGGCCUCAUGCAGCGUAUCCAACAGCUUGAGAGCGAGCUGAGCGCUGAGAGGGAGAAGUCCGCUGCGUUUGAGAAGGACUUGAGCGCCCGCACAACCCAGCACGAGACCGUCAAGGGCCAAAUCGAAGAAGCCAAUUCUACCAAGAAGGAUCUUCUGGAGAACAUGGAGGCUCUGAAGAGGGAAUUCGUGGAAGAGCGCAAGUCCCUCGAAGACGAAAUCAAGCAUCUCAAAGCACGAAUUGAGGACACCGAAGACGAGAUGGAACACUUCGGCGAAUCUCGAGAACAUGAGAAGGCACAUUACGAUGACAGAGUUCAAGCCCUAGAGGAUGAAAUGGCGCAGCUGGCCAAGGAGAGACGCGACGAAAAGCUCAAGUACGAAGGACAGGUCGAGUUUCUCAGGAAAGAAUCAAAACUUCAGAGGGAGCAGGUCGAAGAACUGGAGAAACAGAACAAGUCGGUGCAAGACGAGAACAAGGACCAAAGCCACCAAUUGGAGGUCGCCAAACAGACUGCAGAAUCCCAAUUGAGGGCAUUGCAGGACCUGCACCGCCAGCUCGACCCAGGGGGCAACAUCCCAGAAGACCAAGAAGAACUCAUCGAAAGCAUGGCCAGCAAGUGCGCUGAUGUUCUCAUGAAGGCCCAAGACGUCGAGGCUAACAUCUCUCUCGUCCACUCGGACCUGCAUUCGGCUGAAGUCACUAUCAAAGAUCUUCGUGUGGAGAUCUUGACAGCUAAAGAGUCUUUGGCCAAGGAGGAGGGCUCAACAAUGCAGCUUCGAGAAGAGCUUGGAGAGGAGAAGGCUCGCGUUGCAGCACUUGAAGGCGAGCACGACGAGACCCGCAACCAGCUUAAUGAACUCAGAGUCAAGAUUACGGAUGGAGAAACAGGCUCCGAAAGUCUACGAAAGAGACUCGAAGAGGAAGAGAGGAAGAUUACGACCAUAACAGAAGAUCUUGCUUCAAAACAAUCCCAAGUCGGAAGCCUUGAGGAGGAACUCCACCUUUUCAAGAGCAAGUUCGAAGAGUCUCAGGUCAAACUUGGUGUGCUCACCGACCGAUUUGUGGCGCGAACAGAGCACGCCAAAGACCUCACCCAGAAGCUCUACACCCAGAACGAUCGUCUCCGGCGUCUACUGGAAAGGCUUGGCUUCUCCGUCAAACGGCAGGACGGCACCGUGGUUAUCCAGAAAAUCCCCCGGGCCGAGCGUUCUGUACAAAACCUCAACGACUCUGUCGACCCUAGCGCUUCCCUCCGCCGGUCGGGCACUCUCGCCCAGACACCAGAUAGUAGCGAUCUCGAGCUGCUGUACUGGAUGAAUAAUUCAGACCCAGCCACCGAGGCGGAGAAGUACGAGGCAUUCAUGGCAGAGCUCGGCAGCUUUGACAUGGACGCGCUCAUAGAAACCGUCUACAAGCGAGUCAAGGACAUUGAACACAUGGCCCGCAGGCUUCAACGCGACGCUCGAUCGUACCGCGACAAAGCCCAUGCACUUCAAAAGGACGCCCACGACAAGAUCGCCUUCAAGAAUUUUAAGGACGGCGACCUGGCCCUGUUCCUGCCGACUAGGAAUCAGAUGACUGGGGCCUGGGCGGCUUUCAACAUUGGCUUCCCUCAUUAUUUCCUGCGCGAGCAGGAAGCACAUCGCCUGCGCAACAGAGAGUGGCUGCUCGCCCGCAUUAGCCGCAUCCAAGAACGGGUCGUCGACUUAUCUAAGAGUCUGAGCAACCAGGCCUCGGGCAACGGCGCCGCAGAAACAGACUCUGUGGACGACGAGAAUGACAACCCCUUCGACCUUUCCGAUGGUCUGCGCUGGUACCUAAUCGAUGCCCACGAGGACAAACCUGGGGCGCCCUCGACUCCGGGGCUUGGGAAGAGCACGGUCGCUGCGAAUAAGGUCGACGCCGUGGCGGAACGAGCGCAGGUCCGGACAGCAUCUGGCAAGGGCCUUGGGCUGGGAGGUCGUGGCCCAACUGGGAUCGACGGGGUGAGCAAGACCCUGUCCAAGAGCCUGGAGAGUCGCCGCUCCAGUACAAGUUCUAAGAAAGCCUUGCCUUUCGGUAUUGGCGGCGGUGGGAAGGGCAGUGGGCUCGCCAGCGAAGCCAAUUCCAUCCGGGCCGCACCGGCAGACUCGCCUGACCCUCCCGCCGAGGGCAGCGGCCAGCACGCAUCACACGCCACCACAGAGCAGCCAAACGGCAGGGGUGAAGCUCAAGCUCAAGCUGAAGGCACCGCUGCGCAAGCGGAAGAACAGGGGCAGCGGCCGCUACCAGACAGCGCCGCGGGCACCGAGCAGGGCCGCCGACUCCGGCUACCUACCCUGGCGCAAGCACGCCCAAGACCGCUAAUGCAACAGCAGCAAGAGCAGCAGCCGAGCGCCGCCUCGGAGCCUGCGGGCAGCCCCCCUAAAGAUAACAAAAGGAGGAGCGUGAUAUGGGACUCGCUCUGGAGCCUGGACCUGAGCUACGAGAGCGGGCGCAAGGGGAAACAAUCGUCAUGA
This is a messenger RNA of Diaporthe citri, 4392 nucleotides long. RefSeq lists its product as uncharacterized. The record is from RefSeq and is a predicted model, not a curated record. Gene Ontology annotation, molecular function: molecular adaptor activity; protein kinase binding. The transcript has 4 exons. Gene Ontology annotation, biological process: autophagy of peroxisome; piecemeal microautophagy of the nucleus; autophagosome assembly. The coding region runs from base 1 to 4392 and encodes 1463 amino acids. Gene Ontology annotation, cellular component: Atg1/ULK1 kinase complex; extrinsic component of membrane; phagophore assembly site membrane. NCBI's taxonomy places the organism in Eukaryota, Fungi, Ascomycota, Sordariomycetes, Diaporthales, Diaporthaceae.